AUGGAGGUAACUGAAUUUAUCUUCAAAGAGAGAGAGGAGGCUCUCCUUGUGGGAGACUACAAUGCCUACCGGGCGCACACUACCAGAAAACUGCAGAAACUCCGCAAGAAGCUUGGUCAGGCCACUGUCAAAGGCCGCAAGUAUACUGCCAAGCCAGCUGUGACUGCUGAAAAUGUUGGAAGCAAUGUGUCAUAUGUACACCUUUUGCUUCUUAGUUCCGAACGAGCUUGGGCGCAAGCAAUGCACAUGAAGUCCACACAUUCCGCAGAUCCUUCCGCAAAGGCCAUCUCUGGCGCUGCUCGGCGUCACGUUAUUUCUCGACUGAACAAGGCCACUGGAUAUGCGCAGCAUCUGGUCUCGCUGCUCCACGAGCAGGCGCUAUCUGGGGCGAGUGAUGUGGAUAUCCUAGAGACUCGGGCUUAUUUGGCAAUGAUCUCCGGUACUCUGUGGCUUGAAAAGCGGAGGUGGGAACAGUGUCUUCGAGAUUACUCCCUUGCCAGAGUGGUUUACACGGCUUUGGGCCAAAGGAUCAAGAAAGAUGCUUUUCGGGACCUGCUCUCGGGAACUGUUGACCCAAGUCUCCGAUACGCAGCUUAUCAGAUGAAGCUCCCCCGCUCCAAACCCACCUCAUCGCUGGCCAUUGAAUUCUUCCCAUUGGAUUCUGAGAUUCGCGCCGAGGUUGAGAAGGUCGACCCCUCUUGUCUUGCUGAAGAAGCAGCCGGUACUCGACGAACUGCAGAAGGAGAAGUGCAGGAAUUGCCCCAGUCUGUUACCUGGAGAUCGCGAACCGUCCCACUGGAUGACGCUUCAAUCUCUCAAUCGUUAGCUGCUGCUUCAGCUGCGGAGGCUCGCCUCACUACUUGGCUGGCAGACGCAGGAAAGUCUGCCCCUGCUAAGGAGAAAGCCGCUGCAUAUGAUAACGUGAUUAUCGCCAGUCAGGAUGCUGUCGAUGCUACGAAAUCUGCCAUUGAUGACCUGGCUAGUGAGGGUGUUGAUCCCAGUGAUAAGAGAAUGCAGGCACUCCAAAUCACUCGAACUGCAGUUAAUUACACUUUGGUUGGCUGGCGAGUCGGCCGUAACCGGGUGUUGUGUGGAGAAAGGGACGGUUUGUCAUUUGAGGAACAACAACCCACAAGUGGAAAGGAAACUGCCAAGCACACCACAGGAAAUGGCAAGAAGUUGAACAAGCUCCGUGAGCGUGUCGUCCUGUAUGAUUCGACACUUCAGAGUUUGGAAUUUAUUCUCGAACUUCCAGGUGUGGCAGCCGACUCAGACUUUGUGCAGGAUCUAGAGGCCAAGCGGCACUAUUUCCGUGCUCUCAGAUGUCUUGCUAUAGGAAGAUCCCAUGGAGUGCUUUCGAAGUCAAAGGAGGCUCUUGCACUAUUUUCCCAAGCCCUGAACCUCGCCGCCUCCGCCACUCCUCGGUCAGCAGAAGAUGCUGAAGGUGUCCCAAAGCUCGACGUCUCACAGGUGCAAUCAAGUACCUUGCAGUCAACUUUGCGAGAUUUGGUUGCCCGGUAUCGUGGACUUGUCACUCUAGAGAAGGUGACUGCUGAAGAAGCAUCACAGUCGAGCCAGCGGCCAGUGGUGGAACGCCUACAACAGUUCGCAGGAUCCGGACUGGACCUCAGUAAUUUGGUGCCGUACCCACCUAAAAUGCAGCCCAUUCCCGUGAAACCUUUGUUCCUUGAUGUGGCAUGGAACUACAUUGAUUACCCACGUGAAGGUCAGCAACAGGAGGCUCCAACUCAGCCACAAGCACAGGCCCAAGGUCCCGUGGAAGAAGAGACGAAAGGCCGUCGUGGAUGGUUUGGUUUUGGCGGUCGUUGA
This is a messenger RNA of Penicillium robsamsonii, 1830 nucleotides long. RefSeq names its product signal recognition particle subunit SRP68. Gene Ontology annotation, biological process: SRP-dependent cotranslational protein targeting to membrane. The coding region runs from base 1 to 1830 and encodes 609 amino acids. The record is from RefSeq and is a predicted model, not a curated record. Gene Ontology annotation, cellular component: signal recognition particle, endoplasmic reticulum targeting. Gene Ontology annotation, molecular function: signal recognition particle binding; endoplasmic reticulum signal sequence receptor activity; 7S RNA binding. The transcript is spliced from 3 exons. NCBI's taxonomy places the organism in Eukaryota, Fungi, Ascomycota, Eurotiomycetes, Eurotiales, Aspergillaceae.